Molecule: messenger RNA, 3018 nt
Organism: Sordaria macrospora k-hell
Lineage: Eukaryota; Fungi; Ascomycota; Sordariomycetes; Sordariales; Sordariaceae
Source: RefSeq, a predicted model, not a curated record
AUGUCACUUGAUUCGCCUUCCCUUUCCGAAUUAGACGCCAGCCCCCAAUCCCGUGCACAAGCGCCACAUUGCACAUGCACACCAUACCGUGCGCCAUCGUCCGAGUGUCUCGAUAGCCCGGCACAACCUCCAGGCUUGUCAUCCACCAAAAAGAUCACAACCAUUCAUCAUCUGCGCUCUCUGGUGCCUCAUUCUUACUGCAUUGGCAUCGACGUGGAGGGCAUCGAGGGGAUAGCGCAGGGUGUCACCUCAGUCGGCAUCUCCGUCCUGCCACCCGUCUUCUCCAUCUCCACGGCAUCAGAGUCAGGGGAUGGCUCAUGGCCAUGGCCCUUCCCGGAUCACCAUCAAGGACAGAUCGAUCUCGACACCAUGGCCUCUUACUACCGUCUGCAAUCUUACUGCUUUGCCGUUCUUGGCCGUAAGCGUGCCCGGUCUUACGAGCAUUUCCACUACGGCGAAGUGAUCCACCACCCCAUUACCCACCUCCAGUCCGCUGUGGUCGCAGUAUUCCAGUCCAUCCGCCUCCAAAAUCCUACGGCCCCUAUCAUCCUCAUCGGUUUCGACAUGGAGCUUGAACACCGUGCUAUCGACUCCGUCUUCCCUUUACUGGGAGACUAUGUUACGCACUUGUGUGAUAUUUCCCGCACCGGUCUUGCGGGUGCAAGAUGGGAAGACAAAAAGGAGUCUCACAAGACGCACCUCAAAAUCUCAUUGAGGGAUACCAUGCUAGCUGUCAACUUCAGACGUAACCAUGGGAUCCAGCCCCGGGCGAGGCACCACUCGGCUGGUAUGGAUGCUGUGCGUACGCUGGGGACAAUGCUCGCACUUGUGGCGAGGGCGCCAGAGGCUGGAGGCUUGGUGGUCAAAAGGUAUACGUGGGAAGAACACGGGAAUAGGAAGCUGUGGGAAUGGGUGCCGAGGCCUUCGGAUAAGUUUCCGUGGACAGUGAAACUUGAACCUGUGCCGAUAGACGGCGAGAGCGGAGCAGCGCACCUGCCCGAGUCCCUAAGCAGACCAGCACGCUUGUUCAACUUCGUGACCAGGAAUUUCGGGGAACCAAAAGCCGUAGCGGUCUGUCCACCGGCCAGGUCGGGGCCGUUGAAGACUCAUGGUUGGGUGAGUCUACAUAGUGAGGAAGAGAUGGAGAGAUUCGUGAAACACUGGAAUGGAAAGAUGGUUGUUGAUGGGGUAAUGUUGAAGGUUGGGGAGAAACCGCCUCCUGAGACCUCUCCCAAGAACCCAAGUAAGAAACUGAAGGGAGCUGAUUACCCAGUAAGCAAAGUGGAAGCACAAGGCUGGACCGAACACAAAGCGCCCACCGGGCACACCUACUACUACAAUGCCUCGACCAAAGAGUCAACCUACAAGCGCCCCGGUGUGGCCCCGACCCCUACUCCUCCAGCCGCCGCUUCUCCGUUCGGUCCUCCAUCCGCUUCGCCAGUUCCCGGCGCCCACCCGCUCGCCGCGGCGCCAGCAAACCCCUCCAUGAGCUACCUCCAACACCAAUCCGUUCCCAACCUCUCCGAUCCACGCGUUGCCAAUGCCUUUAUGGCGCAGAGGCAGAGUGGCAAUCAGCAGCAGCAGCAGCAAAAGCCCCGACCGCAGCCUACGGACAAGCCGAAAGCGAAGAUCGCCAUCCUCGGCUGCGAGCCGUGGUUCCUGGUUUACACAAAAUAUGGGAGGAGAUUUGCCUACAACCCGGUCAAGAACGCGAGUUACUGGCGGAUACCAGAGAAGAUCUUGCCCGCAGUGAUAGAGUUGGACAAGGAAAGGAUCAGGAGGAAGGCGGCUGGGGAGCCACCGCUUGAGGAAGAUCCAAAGUACAAGAGCCACGAGAAGAUGGAGGAAAAGGUGGAGGAGAAGGUUGAAGGCACAGGACAGCAGGGUCAAGAGGAGGCGCACGACUACGACAGCUCAGAAUACGAAGAAGUGGAAGUCACCGACGACGAAGGCGUAGACAACGACGACCCCGAACACCCCUCCAAGCGCCAGCACACCGAAAACGAAAACCAGGGGCCGGUCGAAUUUACAGAAGACGACUUCGCCGCUCAACUCGCCAUGAUGGAAGGCGGCGACGACAUGGAUAUCGACCAAGAAUACGAUUUUGCCGCACAAGAAGAAACCGUCGAGCCCCUCUCCGAUACCGACGCCCGCCUCCUCUUCCGCGACCUCCUCGCCGACUUCCGCAUAAACCCCUAUUCCCCUUUCCAAAAGCUGAUCGACGAAGGCGACAAAACCGGUGUCUUUUCCGACCCGCGGUACACCGUUCUCACAUCAAUGCGCGAGCGGCGGGAAGUCUACGACGAGUGGUCGUGCGAGGCCAUCCAAGCACUGAAAGAAGCCAGAGCCAAGGAAGAGAAGAAAGACCCUAGGAUACCAUACCUGGCUUUCCUACAGGAACACGCGACACCGAAGCUAUACUGGGCCGAGUUCAAGCGGAAAUACCGGAAAGAGGAGGUGAUGAAGGACUCGGCGCGUCACAGGAGCUUUAGCGACAAGGAACGAGAGAAGCUGUACAGGGAACAUAUCAACCGGUUGAAAAUCCCGCAGUCGCAGCUCAAGAGCGACCUGAAGAAGCUGCUGGAGAGUGUACCGCUCAGGCAGUUGAACAACCACUCUUCGGUGGCCAACCUUCCGAGCCAGAUCCUCGCAGACAUCCGGUAUAUCUCCCUCGACGCCAAGACUCGCGAUGAGUUCAUCGAGGGGUACAUCCAAGGUCUUGCGCCACCUCCAGAGGCGGAAAGUGCUGCGGGAGAAGAGGAGGAUGAGGUGCUAAGGAAGGCUAGAGGAGAGAGGAAGAAGAGAGAAAAGGCGUUGGAAGAGAGGGAGAAGAGGGUGGAAGAGGAGAAGAGAAGACAAGAAAAGAAGUUGGCGUUCGAGAGGGCGAGGCUAAGGGAGGAGGAAAGGGAGUUGCAGAGGGCUAUGGUUGUUGAUAAGAAGGGGUUGCAGAGUCAGUUGGGUGGUGGACCUGGGGCUGUCGGGGAGGCGCCGAAGGAGGAUGGAAUGAUGGAGGAGUGA